Messenger RNA from Pocillopora meandrina, 5102 nucleotides. Lineage: Eukaryota; Metazoa; Cnidaria; Anthozoa; Scleractinia; Pocilloporidae. The record is from the annotation of a GenBank genome assembly.
AUGUAUCGUAGUCGGCUUAGAAUAGUGAAUAUUUAUUGUGUUUUACAUUGUUUUAAGCGGCAAUCGUCGAUUGUACCACGACGGUGUAUAUACAGGGGGAAAGGCGGUGGUAUAAGCGUGUUUACGACGCCUCAAAGCGCGGAUGUUUUUGUGGCUAGUUUGCACGAGGAAGAACGCGUACUGCUUCGUGAAGCUCUAAGAAUACAUGAUCAAGCUGAUGAAGACACAGGUAGUCUGAAAUGAGCGUAUACUGACCCGAAAAAUAUGACAUAUUAUUCCAUGGAUCAUUUUUUUGCUUUGCACAACGUUGUUCGUGGGUUAUGCGUGUGUAUCAAUAUGUCCAUAAUUAUUCUCUUUUUUUUGUCUUCCUUUUAUUCAAUAGGAAAGGAAAACUCAAAUCCUCCCUCAGUUAAACAGUUAAGAUUAGGUAAUGUAACGUCAUCUGUAUAUAAUGUUCAGAACGGUUGGUUUCCAUGCUCAUAUAAGCAACCUUGGAUAAACAAAAAAUUGUAUCAACUCGUCGGCAUAAAUUAUGCGUGCAUGAAUGAGGUAUGGUGUACCAAAAGGGACAAGUACCACUAAAAAUGAAGGGGGUAACUGUACCGCUGUGGCUAGUGGGACAGAGUUUGCUAUGUCAUUGUAAGAGAAGAUUAUGCCAACUCUUUGAAUUGUUAUUGGUGCCUCACACACACAUACGAAAUCUCCGGUCUCCUAUGCAGUUCCCCAAACUUCACAGAUUUAGGCUAGUUUAUAUAUUUUACUUUGACGGUUUACAAAUGGAUUUUGAGGAGUUGUUGUACUUUUGAGAUUUUUUUUUCACUAUGGAUGAUUGGAUGAUGGUUGUCCAUUUUAGCAACCUUUGUCUCCAGUUUGUAAAAGCAAAUUGAUAUUAAAUUGUCAACAACAACAACUUACAACAAAAAAAUUGGGAGGGGACCAGGGGAGGGGGGUACAUUGUAAACUGAAGAAUACAAAGAAAUCCUUCUUGUGUGGAUAGAAAGCCAUACCAGAAAAAAAUGUUUGUUUUGAAGUUAUGCCCACUAUGCGGUGAAGGUUGCCUCUUAGUCUCUGAUUUAACCCUUCAACUCCCAGACCUGCUUAACAUGAAACUUCUUCCUAUCAUAUCCAUACAUUAUCCAGCAAAAAUGUAAUGAGAAUACUCAAACUUAUCCGAUAGAAGUUGCUAUUUUGAUCUGAUUGCAAAUUCUCGUAACUAAAGAUCAGAUCUUGGGAGUUAAAGGGUUAAUUACACAUAGUAUGAAAAAGUCAAUUUUUGUGAAAGUUGUAUGGUCUAUGUUUUGUUUUUGUAUAGUGUGAAUUAUAACAUGGUAACAUGUAUCAGUGUUUGCAGGAAAAUUUUGAAUAUUUUGGUCGGCACAUAACACUCCUUUCUAAUUGUAGUUACUGAUGAUGGUUGCUGAUGGGAAAUUUUCCCCCAUCAAUGAGUGUCUGUCUUAAGCAAAAACAAGUUUCUUGUUAUUCUCUUUACUCAUCGGUAUAUAUUUUUUUUUUCAGUUGCAUUUCAUAAUGCCAUUCCAUUUAUUGGAUUUGGGUUCUUGGAUAAUGCCAUUAUGAUAAUUGCUGUGAGUACAAUGCACCAGAUAUGAGACAUAAUAAAUGCUCUUAUGGUCUGCUUUUUAUUUUUUGAGGGAUUGCAAGAGGGAUCUCUGAUCCCAUUUCACCAACAAAUUUUAGAAAAAUUCAUGGGUCACAUGUUCCUUUAUCAGUUCUAUGUCACAAAUUUAAAAGGACAAACUGCUAAUCUCACCUUGGCGCUAAACACACAUCUCGUAUAUUAAAUCCUUUGCUACCCUCUCAAAAGAACCAAAGAUAAUGGAGCUUGCAUCAAGAGGAGACUCUGAGGACCUUUGUUAAUGUCACUAAUGGACUCAACUACAGUGUUUGCAUCCAUCUAAUAGAAGUUCUUACUGACACAGGGUUGCUUUACAAUGAUUUUGGGAAUGAAAAAUCAGGACUUUAAGUUUGUGUCCACUAACAUGUAAUUGUGUUUGUCUGCUUUUAAUGGGACAUAACACAUUUUGGCUCUUAUGGAUGUGAGAUCUUGGGCUGAAGUAUAUAUGGAUUGUUAUGUAUUGGGAGUUGCAAAAAUUUCCUUUCUAACAAGAGAGGGAACUGUUUCUCACAAUUACCUAAUAAUGUUACCAUCUUUUAUCUAUUUUUAAGGGAGAAUACAUAGAUGUAACAAUUGGACUGACCUUAGGGAUUUCAACAAUGGCAGGUUUGAUUUGAACUUGUAAUUUUGUUUUAUAUGUUGCUGAAUAAAAUAAAGAUGUUUAAAUGUGUGCAUGCAUAUCUCAGCAAAAUUUUACCAAAUAGAAAUGAGCAAUGUAAGGUCUAGUGAGGAGCCAGUGCUUUUCAUGGCAAAAGCAAGUUGUUCUGUUUGAGUUUAAGUAAUUACCCAGUAGUAGAAGUGCUUAGGCCUCUUUGCUAGUGCACGAUAGUGUUUCAUUCCUUAUUUUCUUUUUGACUUUGUUAGUGGUUAUCUUGUAAUAAGUAUAACCCUUUAACUCCCACGAUUUCAUUAGUAAUUCUCCUUACUGUCUGCCAUACAAUUUAUACAAGCUUAGUUUAGAGAAUUUGGAAUUGGAUCAACCAAUAAUCCCCAAAUUGAUAUUUUUCUUCAUUCUCAUCACUCAUCUGGUUGAUAUUGUAUUGAUAUUGUAAGGAGAAAUUCUGUCUUGGUCACUCAUGGGAGUUAAAGGGAUAAUGUGUGGGGUUUUGGUGUACUUGGUAAUGAGAAAUAUCCAAAUUUUGAUUUUGAAUUUCAGCGGCAGCCCUUGGUAAUAUUGUGUCUGAUGUCUCUGGAAUAGGGUAAUUGCAUUUAAUUUGGGAAGAAAAAAUUUAUUUUCAAUUUUGUUUUGAUUCUGUGAGUUUGUUCUUUCUCGUUGUAUUCAGUUAUGACUCUCUAUUUGUUAUACUUGAUGCAGCUUAGCUCACUAUGUUGAGGCAGCGACAAACAGACUUGGCUUUGAGAGCCCUAACCUUAGUUCAAAACAAACAGAGAUGCCAAGGACAAGAUUUGUAACAAACUUGGUGAGGGUUGCAUAAAAUUUAUUGGGAAAAAAACGAAUGCUGGAAACCUUGUUUUAGGUGUUACGUUUCCACUAUUUCUGUUAAAAAAAAACAGAUUAGGAGACAGACUGACAGACGUCAGCUGGUCGACAGUUAAAGAGGGUGUAAGACAGACAGAAAGACAGACAGAUGGACCGACAGAAAGACAGACAGACAUACAGAAAGACAAACAGAUGAGCUGACAGCCAAAAUGAUAGUCAGGAAAAGAUGGACUGACAGAAAGAAAGACUGCCCGAUAGACAGAUGGGAUGGUAGUCACAAUCAUGAUGUUCAGAAAGAGUGAUAGAUGGACUGACAGACAGACACAGACUGACAGACAGAUGAUAGCCAACAGUUUAACAGACAGUUAAACAGAUAGAUAGAAAAAAACUUAUGGACAGAUUGGUAGAGAAGGUUUAAUUGCAGACUAUAAAAUAAAAUAAAUUAAGAAAGGAAGAUAGAAAGGGAAAUCUGUCAUUAGUGAUAAUUAAAAAGUUGAACUGUGUUAGGUGAUUUUUUCGUUGUGGAUUGGAAACUGUUUGCUUUCCAAAGGAAGUAAUUAAUGCAGACUGUGAUAUAACUGUGAAACAUUGGAAUAUUUCUCUGUCCUCGUUCUCUAAUUGAGUUCUUUUCUUUCUCAGGGAAGAGCCUUGGGUAUUGUUGUAGGAUGUUUUGUAGGGAUGUUUCCAUUACUCUUUUACAACAGCAAAGAAGACCAUGAAGAAAAGUCAACACACAAUGAAAUUAAACAAUAAAGUAGUUAAAAAUAUAAGUAUAAUUAUAGAAAUUGCUUAAUGACAAAAUUAACCUGGUGUAAAGAUGCCUGGUUUGAUAUAGUAUGAAUGCUGUUGGCACUUUUCAUGGGCCUUUUUCAUGGCGAUCUCUCACACAUGUUGUUUGUCUUCUUGCCAAGCACCUGCUACACAGGCAAUGACAAAUGUAUAAUUGUCAUUAGUUUUAAAUGGGUUCCCUUUUAUCAUGGUAGAUAUACAUGGUAGACUUGCUAUUGUGAAUCCUCGAUUCACAAUCAGAAAUUCUUUUUAAAAAAUUAGUAAUUUACAGCCUUGCAAAUUGUCAGAUUGUAGAAAAUAUGAGUCUUAAACUUACAUAAAACUCUUCACAUUAUUUUGGACAAUUUAUGGAAAUAUUAUAUUUUUGCAAACAGUAGUUGCUAAUUACCUCUCACAUAUUUUGGGUAAUGGCCAGUGGCGUUUCUUAGAGAUAUACUGAGGUUUUAUUGUUGUUUAGAACUUUUUCAUCACACAGAGGUCUGUGAAUUUAUCUGUUGAGCAAUAUAAUUUAUAGUUGGGUUUCUUGCUCAAAGUUACAUAAAGUUAACAUAUAUAUUUAAAUUAUUUUACCGGAAAAUGUGAAAAUUUAAUUAAUAAAUUACCAUACACUGUGGUUACAUUUGUAGAUGGUCAUGUAGAUUGCUAUUCAUUUGGAUUUUAUGAAAGAACACAGUGAAUACAGCAGGCUGCUUCUUACCAGAUAGUCAGAUGUCUCCACCAAUGCCACCUUUGACCAGGAAUAACUGGAUGUUGUAGGGUCUUGUGAUAGAGGAUGAGGAGUACUUAUUUAAAGGCCAUGGGUUUGAUUCCUCUUUUUCCUAAUGGGUACAUCAAAGUUAGGCAAAUCAAUUUGAAAACAUGAGGCAGUGUUGUUGUUGAGUGUAUAGGACACUGGACAUGUAAUCUGUUGGUCCUGUGUCAAAAUCUCCAACAUGCUACUCCCUGGAUCUGUUCUUAGUUGUCUUGAGUUUGAACCCUCUGGCUAUGCUAACUCUGGAAAUAGCUUUGAGUUUAAUUAUAAUAUUUUGCUCAUGAUGUCUUUCUAUUGGCCCUGAAAAGCUCCCUUGGCAUAGUAGUCAAUUAAAUUAAUAUGCAUUUAGUUAUUUAUUGGUAAGUUAUUCUAAUAGCUCUGGUGUGGCCGCUGUUAAAGCUAAAACGUGAGUAGAAUAUGUUACUAAGAUUAAAAGCAGAUUUAAAAGGAUCAGUUCUAAUUUUAGAUUUAAAAGAAGAAAUACAGGC